AUGGCAUCUGUCCCAGGCUAUUCUGCAGCAGGCAGGACUCGAUCCUCUGAUGGCUCCACAUCCGCCAACCUUGACGGAAGCUCCACCAUGCACGACGGCGCAACGCCCCAGGCUGAAUCGAUGGAGGAUACCGAGACGGUGUUUCUGAACAAGAGCCCUUCCUCCACCCAGAGUGCAGAAAGUGUGACCAACGUCUCCACCAAGCCCGCCAGUCGACCCUCAGUUCCCGUUGAUACCUCCAAUCACGACGAACCACGCAAGUGUUGGAUUUGCUAUACAGACGAGACGGAGGAGUCGCCGCUCAAUUCGGAAUGGCGGUCGCCGUGCCCAUGUGCUUUAACAGCCCAUGAGGCUUGUUUGCUAGACUGGCUUGCAGACCUAGAGAACCCGCGGUCGCGCAGAGGCAAUGGCGCCGGUGCAAAGAUGGUGUGUCCUCAAUGCAAGACCGAGAUUGUCGUCACUCGCCCACGCAGCUACAUUGUCGAUAUUCUUCGCCUGAUGGAGCGGAUAGCGGGGCGACUGGUCUUGCCGGGCAUGGUAUUCACCGUGGCCGGGACGGUAUGGGCGGGAUGCUGUGCACAUGGUGCUUACUCAAUGUAUCUUGUUUUCGGGACCGAGGAAGCCAAACAAAUAAUGGAGGAGAGUGUGGAUGGUAUAUGGAAUCCUGGACUAAAUCUCGGAUUGCCUCUGAUCCCUCUCGUGCUGAUCUUCUCCCGCACGCGUUACGCCGAGGGCCUACUCCCAGCCAUCCCCGUCCUCUUCUUCGCUGCCCACAACCCGGGACAGGAAGCUGACUUUGACCUGUGGCCACCCACUCCCGCUAUGACCUUCGCCGCCCUUCCCUACGUCAAAAGUUUCUAUGGCGCAAUGUAUGACCGGCUCUUUGGCCAGUUGGAAAGAAAAUGGAUUGCCGAGGUCCAGCCUCGUGCGGCGGAGGAGAUUUUAGAUGAUGCCCAACAGCAAGAUCAGGCCGAGGGCCUGAACCGGUUUGGAGAAAAUGCAAAUGGACAGAUUCUUAUGGAGUUCGACCUGGAGUUGCAAGUGGGCAUGGGCAACGAGGAUGACCCGGCAGAAGCGCAAGGCCUCCCCGCUGGAGAGGGUCAGGAUGGUCCCGGCCCAGCGGAACAGGGCCAGGGCCAGGGUGCGGACCAAAACCACGGGCCCGUCUUGGGGCUUGGGCGGCGACAGAACGAAAUCAUCCAUGAUACCGGCAACCUUGCGGAUGUCGUUCUCGGGGCACUUGUGUUCCCGGCCAUUUCGGCUUCGGUGGGUGGCUUGUUGAAGUAUGUUCUGCCUAAAUCCUGGACGACGCCAUCCUCUGUCCUUGAACGCGGCCGCUCGGGACUUCUCCAAACCCGGUGGGGCCGCAGUGUGGUGGGCGGAUGUGUUUUCGUGCUGCUGAAAGAUGCGCUGGUGCUGUACUGUCGGUGGAAGCUGGCGCAGACUCACCGGCGACGUAAAGUGUUGAACUAUGACCGAGCGAAAAAGCAUGCCAGGCGGUAG
Molecule: messenger RNA, 1503 nt
Organism: Penicillium alfredii
Lineage: Eukaryota; Fungi; Ascomycota; Eurotiomycetes; Eurotiales; Aspergillaceae
Product: RING finger domain protein
Exons: 1
Coding region: 1-1503 (500 amino acids)
Molecular function (GO): zinc ion binding
Source: RefSeq, a predicted model, not a curated record